CUCCCUGCGCUCGGAGCCAGCGCGGAACGGGGCGGCGCCGCCUCGGACGCGUUAAAACUUUUGGGGCGGCGGCGGCGGGCGGCUGGUGGGAGCGGGGUGGAGGCAGAGCACAGCGGGCGCGGGCGUUGCGCCCCGGCUGCCGCACCUGCUUCACGGCAGCCUCCCCGGGCGCCCCCAGCCCGCCAGGCGCCGCCCCGUUCCGCCGGGCCCCGGCGAGGCCGGGCCGGGCCGCCCCCCACGCCCAGCCGCCGCCGGCGUCGCCCGGCGGUUAUUAAGCGCUGCCGCCCGUGGGAAGCGGCCGUUGCCGGGAAGAUGGCGAGUCGUAGUCUCCGUCUGCUGCUCCUUGGUUACUUGGGGGUCCUGAGCUAUCCUAAAGUGUCUGGAAUUUCCAUUGAAACGGAUAACAAAAAUGUAAAAGCAGAGGAGUUUAAGGCUGUCAGCUGGGCUCCUGUCAAGUAUUCUUGUCACUUUUGAGGAAGAAAACUUAAAACAUUUAGAGCUCAGGACAGGCAAGAGGAGAGAGAAGCUCUUCAGCGAGUAGGCUGGGGGUGCACAAGAAGGUGGAGGGGACACAGCCGGGACAGCUGACCCCAACUGACCAAAGGGAUAUUCCAUACCAUAUGAUGUCAUGCUCAGCAUAUAAAGCUGGGGAAGGAACAAGGAAGGGAGGGAAUGUUCGGAGUGAUGGCGUUUGUCUUCCCAAGUAACCAUUACGCGUGAUGGAGCCCUGCCUUCCUGGAGAUGGCUGAACACCUGCCUGCCCAUGGGAAGUGGUGAAUGAAUUCCUUGUUCUGCUUUGCUUGUGUGCGCAGCCUUUGCUUUACCUAUUAAACUGUCUGUAUCUCAACCCAGGAGUUUUCUCACUUUUAGUCUUCCAAUUCUCUUGCCCAUCCUGCCAGGGGAGGGGUGUGGUGCUUAGCUGCUGGCUGGGGUUAAACCACGACAGAGCGUUUUAUUACGUUGUCUCUGCUCUACGUGCACUCCCUUUCUUCCAUUCCAUUCUCUUUCUCCAAAUAAGAUUAGUGAGAGGGCAUCAAUGCUAUCUUAUUCUGAAAUGACAAAACAUGGCAUGCAAGAAACAGGCAGCCUAGUCAAGAUGGAGAUGACUUGUUCAGCUGAGAACACUUCAGCUGAGCUGUCUCUGUGUCUACUAAUAUAGACCAACUCAUGAGACCAGCCAGCUGUCACAAGGUCAGUAGCAAAAGCAAGCUGAGCUUGAAUGAUGGUUUUUCUUUGUUAGAAGGAUACAAAAACAAAAUGGAAAGGAAACUUUAGCAAAUCUUAAGAUUCAGGAAGCCUCCACCCAUCCACUCAACCUGAAGUCAGGAACCUCGGGCUUCCUGAGUGCGCAGCAUGUUUUUCGAAGCGGCCAGUGUGUGUGUAAUACGUUUCUGGCAAAGAAUGCCCUCCUGCCUCAAUUUUUCUUUCAAGUCUGGACAUUUUUUCCUCUGUGAGAGAUCACCAAGGCUACCAGCCUGGCCCCUUUGAAACUUUUUGUUUCUUUACAGAACAGAUCUGGGAAAUCGGACUCUAAAGGAAGCUAUUCUUAGUUGCAAGCACAAAUUUUCCAAAGGGAUGAGCUUAAGAAUAGAAUGGAAGAAAAUCCAGUCUCAAGGAGUCUCAUUUGUCUACUACAAUAGUGAAUUUACAGGUGAUCUUCGAGGCCGAGCAGAGAUGCUGAAUACAGGAAUCCGUAUUAGAAAUGUGACCAGAAAGGAUUCUGGGACCUACCGCUGUGAAAUCAGUGCAAAGAGCGAAGAGGGGCAACGCCUGGGAGAGGCUACUAUUACUCUCACAGUUUUGGUUGCUCCAACUACUCCGGUAUGUGAGGUACCCAGCUCCGCAAUGACGGGAACAGUAGUGGAACUGAGCUGUAAGGAGAGUGAGGGGUCUCCUCCGUCUGAGUACCAGUGGUACAAGAACGGUGUUGCCUUACUGGAAAAGACAGGAAUGGGCAGCGCUAGAGCAGCAAACGUAACUUACUCCAUGAAUAAAAAGUCUGGCACUCUGCUAUUUAACACAGUUACAAAGAAUGACACUGGAGAGUAUUUCUGUGAAGCCUCCAAUGGGAUUGGAUUACCUCAGAAGUGCUCAGUGAAGCGAAUGCAAGUGGAUGACCUAAACAUAGGUGGUAUCAUCACUGCUGUAGUAUUUGUGGCUCUGGUAAUGACAUUGUGUGGCCUUGGAGUAUUUUAUGCCCAAAAAAAGGGCUACUUUACAAGCUCUAACUCCCUGGUACUGAAGCUAAGGAGCGUUACAACAGCAACUUUUUUGUGUAGUCAUUUUUAUUCUGCCACCUUCUAUGGCAAAGGUACUUCAAGAAUGACACGGAGAGGUUCGUGCAGUUGCAUAAGGCUACCAAGCAGCAGUCUGGGGAAGGCAACGAGCCGAACCCCGGUUCGUGCAGCAUCUCGGCUCUAGUUUUGAGAGGCAACAGCAAGGAAAGGCCACAUAAAAACAAGCCGUGCAAGUUCACUUCUAGUCUAGGAGGUCUGAGCGGCUGAGUUCUGAUGAGGGGAAAACUAAAUUACUGGCUCCCUCUUCUGGGUCAUGGCAAAAGUGCACGUGAGACAGCAAGCUUGCUUUUCAGGAUUGCUGCAAAAAGCUCGGCACCGAGCAACCCUCUCGGUAGCGUUUACUUGAGUGCCUGUAGGGUUCAGCACAGCAAGAAGGGGUGCCAAAGGUCGGGGUCUGAGAAGGUCUGCUGCCUGAAAGUAACAGGCUGACAGAGCUGCCGUUAGAAUUCAUGGUCACUUAGAAGUUCAGUUACCUUUGAAAGCAACCUACUCUUUUUUGGUUAAACUCAAUACACCAGAGAGACACAUUUGGUUCAGAAACUCCUCCUAGAAACUGAAGAGUGGAAUAAGCUAUGAAUAACUAUUUCAAAGAACUUUAUAUCUGCUAAGGAAACUGUUCUUGUGCUAAUUUAUUUUUUUUCCCUUUUUCAGAGGAAAGCUCUUCCCAGUAAGUAUCUCAAUGCAAGUAGUACACAAAUCACUGCAAACUUCAUUUACAUUUCUGAUGACUUAGUAACUGUGAUGAUUGUUUAAGGCCUUUCUCAUGAUUCUUGUACAGUGGGUUUUUUGAACACUGAAAUAAACUUGAUCCUACAUACCAGCUGGUUCCCUUAUUAGAACCAGUGUGCUGGUCAGAAAAUGAAUUAAGCAUUAUUACUGUGAUAAAUGUGCAGAUGUGUCUUUUUAUAUAGUUAUGAUUUACACCCCUAAGUCAGCUACAGGCAUGCAUUUGUCUCUUCUUCAAACUAGACAAAAGGUCAUCAGAACCAAAUUGAACUGUCCUCAUAUCCAUGUCUACAGAUUAUUUCAGGAAGUGUUUUAUAAAAAUACAACUGGUGGAAACUUUCUGAGGGUGUCUGGUCUACUCCUUUGAUAUGGAUUUAUUUCAUGCACUUAAAUUACUUAGUAGCAAGUCAGAAGCCCUCAAGCUAUUUUAGUGUUCCCACACAAGGCUAAAAUUGUGUGCUUCACUGGAGGCUGGCCACUUUUUUUUUUUUAACAAUUUUUUUUCUUUUAAAAGUUUAUCUUAGCACUUCUAGCAAGUUAAAAAAAAAAGGCAAUGCACUAAAGAGAAAUACAAAUAUUACUUUAAAAUACUGUGUGACUUAUACUGACCAUGAACGAGACAAAAAGUAUAACUGGAAGACUUAAAAAGACAGGCUAUGGAAGGUAAUUUGAUAGUGGUUUAUGAGAUAAUGACAGCUGUCGAAAAGCAUUCAAUGGAUUUGUUAUUGUAACUUUUUUCUAAGAGGGGAAAAAACUAAGGAUUGCUGGAAAUCUAGAAAAAUGCAUUCAUAAAUAAGGUUCUCAAAGGCUUAAACCUAACACCAGAAAAGUCACUAACCUAUG
Molecule: messenger RNA, 3866 nt
Organism: Grus americana (Whooping crane)
Lineage: Eukaryota; Metazoa; Chordata; Aves; Gruiformes; Gruidae
Gene: JAM2
Product: junctional adhesion molecule 2
Exons: 10
Coding region: 1576-2421 (281 amino acids)
Biological process (GO): leukocyte tethering or rolling
Cellular component (GO): protein complex involved in cell adhesion; cell surface; tight junction
Source: RefSeq, a predicted model, not a curated record